This is a messenger RNA of Peromyscus eremicus (cactus mouse), 3713 nucleotides long. RefSeq names its product tRNA methyltransferase 13 homolog (gene Trmt13). Bases 594 to 1928 code for a protein of 444 amino acids. The record is from RefSeq and is a predicted model, not a curated record. Gene Ontology annotation, biological process: tRNA methylation. The transcript is spliced from 11 exons. NCBI's taxonomy places the organism in Eukaryota, Metazoa, Chordata, Mammalia, Rodentia, Cricetidae.
UGAACAUGCUGAAAUUAAUUGAAAUAAAUAAAAUUGAGAAAAAAUAAGAGUAAAUACUUGUUCAGCUUUUGCUGUGUGGCUAGCACUAUACUAAGCAGGGCUGUUAUUUUGCUUUUAAAAAUUCAAUUUUCAUAAACCUUAGGAAGUAAAUGAUACUAUUAUUCUCAUCUUUCACAUGAGGCAGUGAGUUCCUGUAGGGAGAGCUAGCAGCCAAUAGCCAGAACUGAGAAUCAUACCUAAGCAGUCCUGCUGGCCUCUGGCUUUAAUAAUUGUACCAUCAUGUUUCAUUCAUAGGGUUUGUAGAGUAGAACUGCCAAUGUUCACUGGUUUCCUUUCUUUUCUUCUAGUACCUAUAGUUAGAUGUGUAUAACUCAGAAUAUUGUAACUAGCAUACUGAAAAGUUGCAAAGCCAGUGAAUAUAACCCAUUCUAAAAUGUUAAAGUGCCAUGCCUCAUUUUUCCUGACAUACUUUCUCCCAUAUUUUAUUUCUAUAUUUAUUGGGACAAGGUCUCAGUAUGUAACCCUGGCUGGCCUUUGACUUGCAGUCGGCCUGCCUCUCCUCUGGAGUGCUGAGAUUCAAAGUAUGUUCCACCAUGUCUAGCUUUUCCCCAUAUUUUAACAACCUAGAGGAAGAAAAUGCUCGGAAAAGAAUCUUGUGUCCUUUAGAUCCAAAACACACAGUAUAUGAAGACCAACUAGCAAAACAUUUAAAAAAAUGUAACUCAAGAGAGAAGCCAAAGCCUGAUUUCUUUACUCAAGAUGUAAAUGCAGGAUUAAAGGAAGAAAUGGAAGUUUCUGAGCAAUUAGUUCCAUUUUCUUCUCUAUCUGAAGAGCAGUUGGAAAACUUAAUUAAGAAAUUGAGAAAAGCAAGUGAAGGCUUGAAUUCUACGCUUGAAGAUCACAUUAUGUCCCAUCCAGCAUUACAUGAUGCCCUUAAUGACCCUAAAAAUGGUGACUGUGCAGUCAAGCACCUGAAACAGCAGGCUUCUAUUUUAGGUAACAUUGAAAAAUUAAAGUUACUUGGUCCAAGAAGAUGCUUUGUUGAGUUUGGAGCAGGAAAGGGGAAAUUAUCUCACUGGGUUGAUAUUGCCUUAAAAGAUGCUGAAAACGUUCACUUCAUCCUGGUAGAGAAAGUGACCACAAGAUUCAAGGUAGAUGGUAAACACAGAAAAGAGAGCUCAGUGUUUGAAAGACUUCAGAUCGAUAUUCAACACUUAUGUCUGAACAGGGUUCCUGUGCUCAGAGAAGGAAGACUGCCUGUGGUAGGAAUUGGGAAGCAUCUGUGUGGGGUCGCAACAGAUCUUGCAUUACGAUGUCUGGUUGAAACCUAUGCUGCCAGUUUUGAGGAAAGGAAUGAAGAGCCUUUAGCCAAACGCGUAAAGAACGAUAAAAGAGACAAGGAAAGUAGCACUUUGUCCAAGGAAGAAAAUGAAGCAAAUGCCCCGGAGACGUGGGCCCCUGUGGCUGGCAUUGUCAUUGCGCUCUGCUGUCACCACAGGUGUGACUGGAGACACUAUGUGGGCAAAGAGUAUUUCAGGGCUCUGGGCCUUGGGCCGGAGGAGUUCUACUAUUUCCAGAGAAUGAGUAGUUGGGCAACAUGUGGAAUGAGAAGGACAUCUUUGGGAGCCUCAGAUAUCACCACAAAGAGAAAAGAUGAUCAGAAUUAUGACAACGAAGAGCAUGAUGACAGAGGAGACAGACUCCCAGAUGGCGGCACUGAUAGUGUGCCUGGAGCUCUUACUGCUGAAGAAAAGAAGAAUAUAGGACAUCUUUGCAAACUGCUGAUUGACCAAGGCCGACUCCAGUAUUUACAGCAGAAAGGCUUCCAUCCUGCCUUACAGUACUAUACAGAGCCGUUGGUGUCUCUGGAGAACGUAUUACUAACUGCUGUACCAGCUCAUCUGUCAUCGCAGGAAGCAACUCAGUAACAGAAAAGAAGUGUGAACGUCACUUGUCAUCUCAAACAAAAAAUUUACAUUCCUUUUAAAUUAUAUUUUUAUAUUCACAAAAAUAUAAAUAACUUUUUUUUGUGUGUGCGUGUUUUUUUUUUUUUUCUUCCAAAGUCCAAACAGAGGAUUCACCAAGUAUUCCUUUUCAGCAGGGCCCUUUGAAUUACUUUAUCCAUCAGAGUGUAUAGAGACUGGCAGAGUCAGACCGUUGACUUGGUCAUCUGAAACACAUAUAAUACAUCAACAUAUAAUUACAGUAUAAACUAUGUGUAUUCUGGGAAAUUUAUCUUUGGUUUUAUUUGAUAUGUUUUAUUUUUUGAGCUCCAGUUAUAAUAACCAAUGCCAUUUUGCAACAAGGGUCAGUCUGAGUGUGGGACUUUUUUCAGAAUGGGUCUAGAAAGAAUACUUGCCAUCUUCUCAAAUGCAGACAAAUUUAGAAAUGUAGGAAUUGGCAAAUGACAUCACCAUUGAAGUUCCAGAGCCAUACCUGGAUUUGUGCUCUCAAGAGUCUGUCCAUGACUCCAGAACCGAAGAGAUGAUUUCAGGGGGAAAAUAAUCUUACUUUAGGUCUUUGAUGGAUAAUUAGCUAGUGCAAACUUCUAGAGAAGGUUGCUUGUAAACAAAUCACCAAUCAAAUUUGAAAGUUGCACGUAGCUUCUAAAGUUAAUUCAGUAUCUUUUAUCAGCCUCUUAUGUAUAAAUGUAACUAUAAAAAAAUAAGUAGGUUUUCUCCUGUUUGGGAAAAUAAUUAGUUUUUGUUUGUAUGAGACAGGGUCUCAUUUACUAAUCCUUGGCCAGCCUGGAACUCAGAGAUACCCCUGCCUCUUCCUUCCAAGUGCUGGGAUUAAAAUCAUGUGCCCAUGCCAGCAGAAAAAGUAAUUUGGAUUAAAGUACAAAUUAUAUAAUGAAACCAAAACCUCACAUUUAGGCUUUACAUAACUGAUAAGUAGUUUCUAUGCCCAAGCAAAUAUUAAACCAUAUAUGUCAUAAGAAUAUUCCUCUUCCACAUCUUACCUUGGAUUUGUUUCUACAUUUGUAAACAUUAUUUUAGUUGUUAGUAAAUAUGCAAAGACGAAGAUUCAGAAUCACUGACUUUAGAUAUUAGAAUGACACUGGGAUCACUAUCUGUAUUUGGUGGGCCUAUGACUAAGUAGAAGCCAAACACCCUUACCUCCUGGCCUUUCUGUUUUAAUUGAAUCUCGUGUUUAAUUAGGUUUAAAUUCCAACCCUACCACCUCAGCUGGCAAGUUACUUCAUCUCUUUGUGCCUCAAUUUUCUCCUCUUAAAAUAGUGAUGAUGAUAACAGUUAUAAAACCUACCUCACAAGGUUGUGUAUAUCACAUGAGGUAUCACAGGUAAACCAAUUUGAAUGGUUCCAAGCAUAGAGUUUUCACGACCUACAGUAGCACCAGUGGCUCCUUCUGAAGAGAACAUUGCUAAGCAGCCUCUGGAUACCGGGGAGGGUCCCCUAAAGGAAAGGCUAGCACUGUGGUUGCACUCCUUUUCAAAGUGACUGGUACAUGGAGUGAGUUAAAAUCUCCCUUUUGCAUCCAUAGCUCUUUCCAUUUGUACUAAUUACAAAGCCAGGGUUUUCUGUUUCUAUGCUGUUAUUUCACUGCCUUUAUUAACAAGAUAGUGUUCUUUGCCUUGUUCCUCUGGUUUUCUUGAUUAUAGAAAUGUUUAAUUCUAAAUUAUGAGAUGAAGUGUUUGUAAUCUGUAUAUUAUGCCUCAUAUUCCAACUGUGGAAUAAAGUCCAUGUUCUCAA